AUGACUAAGGAACGCAUUACGGCUUUGAGUCAGGAUGAACCUCCAAGUGUACAGGCUAGCAAGGCCAAGAGCAAGGUCCCUCGCCUAGGGCAGAAGGAUGCAUCUACCACAUCUGUGAAGCUUAGGAAUGUCUGCGUGCCUUCUUCGAACAAGCAAGUACCGGACAAGCAAGUACCGGGCAAGCAAGCACCAGACAAGCAAGUGCCGGACAAUAAAGUAUCGGAUAUUCCAGCAAAGUCGAGGUUCUUGCCGUCAGGUAUACAGCCACGAUUCAAAGAGCCGUGGCGCCAUGAGGCAGAUGAACCGCAACUGCCCCCCAGAAGCAAGACUACCUUUUGCUUGAAGGGUUUGUUGAAAAGUAUGACCUAUUGGGAUAUUACCAGUGUCAUUCGCGGCGGCUCUUUGUCAGGUUUGCGAUGGAUACCUGGUACUGAGGUCGCUUUUCUGUCUUUCGUGGAGGAAGAAAGAGCUAUGUCAUUCUAUGACCAUGUACAGAAAAAUGGCCUCUACAUUCAGGAGAAAAAGAUCCACGUCUCCUGGGCUAGUCGCCCAUACCGUAUCAACAACGAACUUACAGUUCAGAUUCGUAAGGGUGCAAGCAGAAACCUAAUCAUCCGAGGCUGCGAGGGAAAGCUUACCGAACGCGAGAUUCGAAACGAUAUGGAGCAUAUCGAUAAACUCGUCAUCAUCAAGGUCAUAUUUUCGGAUGGCCAUUGCCAUAUCAAGACCAACUCGAUCUUCGACGCUAUGACCACCAGGACGUGCAUGCUCAGUAGACGAAAGUAUAACCAGUGGGUGAUCCAAUGGGACCACGACGAGUGUUCUGAGCCACUUGAAGGUCCACAAGAGUCACGUUCUCCGAAGCAGAAGGCUACUUCCAGCAAGGAGCCCGCUGCCCGCGGUCAUAACCGUUUUGCCUCUCUUGGUAGAGAGGAUAAUGACAACUCUAUUGACAACGACAACCUUGACAAUUAG
Messenger RNA from Daldinia childiae, 975 nucleotides. Its product is annotated as Negative regulator of differentiation 1. Bases 1 to 975 code for a protein of 324 amino acids. Lineage: Eukaryota; Fungi; Ascomycota; Sordariomycetes; Xylariales; Hypoxylaceae. The record is from RefSeq and is a predicted model, not a curated record. Gene Ontology annotation, molecular function: nucleic acid binding. The transcript has 4 exons.